UGACGUCAACGCAACGAUUUGACACACACAAAGAAACACAAACGCACACAUCAAAGUUCAGAGUAUAGUUGGACAUGGAGUCGUUUCGCAGACCCCGACCUUCUCUCUCAGCGUUCAGCGUUCUGUUUGUGUUGUUUGUUAACGUGCAGCUGUCUUCAGCGGGAGAAUGCCCUGCAGACGGCCGUACCUGGGUGCCCUAUGGCGGGAGCUGCUACCACUUCGUCCACGGAGAGGAGGACCGGCUGAAGAGCUACUCCUACCAACGCGCCCGGUCCUUGUGUCAGGGCUUCGAGCUGGUGACGAUCCAGAGCCAAGAGGAGAAUGAGUUCAUCCUUAAGUACAGUCCGGAGGUUUGGAAGGGCAACACCAACGUAUGGCUGGGCAUGUAUUACGACACCAGCAGAGGAGACGAGGAGGUCUUCUGCUCCUGGCUCACCCUGUCUGCUGCCCGGUUGUCAGGUGAGCGGAUGAGGUGGUUCGGGGGGCAGGACUCCAGCUAUGCUAACUGGGAACGCGGCUCGGACGACCCCUCAGACCUGGUUCCCGUGGAAACGUGCGUAGCGCUGCACACCAGCACGGGCAAGUGGGAGAAGAUCAGCUGUGUGGACGAGGUGGAGAACGGGGUCAUCUGUGAGACCAGCCAGAAGGAGCUGACCCAGGGCCGACAGAAGCCCAGCAUGGCGCUGACGUUGCUGGUGGUGCUGAGUGUGGUGGUCGUCAUGACGAUCUCCACCAUCAUCUGGUUCCUGCAGCAGAGGCGUCGCCCCGGCGCGGCGCUCUUCACGCCCUUCGAGUACCACCCAACGGUGGGGGGGCCGCACCACGACCGCUCAGGGCUGGUGGAGGCCGAGGAGACGCCCUGACGGAGGCGCCCUGACGGAGGCGCCCUGACGGAGGCGCUGAGUCCGGACCCUUAACCUCCAGAGGCGGAGGUUUUAGAGAGGGGUUGAGUUUUGAGGAGGCAGAACGUUGUGAGUCAUGUGGAGGUCAUGUGGAGGUCAUGUGGAGGUCAUGUGGAGGUCAUGUUGAGGUCGUGGCGUCCACUAAGUGAUGAUGAUGGACCUUCACACGGCAUACAGCAGGGGUGAGACGAGGGGGAGACGGGUUUGUUUCCAAACAUUAAAUCAAUCGGUUGUUUUGUCCAAGACAAAAUUAAGAUUAAAUUAAAUGUAUGCAUAAUGAUGUGAUUAUUAGAGCUGUCAAGCGAUUAAAAUAUUUAAUCGUGAUUAAUCGCAUUAAUGUCAUAGUUAACUCUAAUUAAUCGCGAUUAAUCACAAAUUAUUUUUCUAUGCUAAAUAUCCCUUGAUUUUUUUGUCCCAUAAUUCUUCUCAUUUUAAUUCUCUUAUCAACAUGGUGAAGUGCAUCGGCUUGCCUUGUGCAAAUGAUUUUUACACUUUUAUACACUGAUCAAAACAGGACGAUACAAAAAAAGAGCCUACAGUGCAAUUAAACGACUGCUUUGAACAAAUGUCAUUUGAACAUAGCAGUCAGGCUACUGCUUCUUUGUUUUGAGCCAAAGAAAAAAAAAAAUAUAUAUAUAUAUUUUUUUUUUUAUAAAAUAAUUGCGUUAAUCGCACGAUAAAAAAUUUAACGCCGUUAAAUUUGGUUUGCGUUAACGCCGUUAAUAACGCGUUUAACUGACAGCUCUAGUGAUUAUGUUUGUAUAAUUGUGUGAAAUGUUAGUUUUAUAACUGUUCUAUCCUAUUCAGUAGCACUGAGAAAUUAUGAUUGAUGAGCAUACAUGAUGAUGGUUAUAAAUAUAUAAUGAUUAUAUAAUGCUUGGUCCAUCCUUGUAAAGUAUACUUGGAAUGUACUGUCGCAAGAUAUUGAACUGGUUACUUUGAUGUUACUAGAAAUCCUGACUUUUCAAUCAAGAGAUAUUUAUCAAAAUAAAUAUUCUGAAAUACA
Messenger RNA from Gadus morhua (Atlantic cod), 1908 nucleotides. RefSeq names its product CD302 molecule (gene cd302). NCBI's taxonomy places the organism in Eukaryota, Metazoa, Chordata, Actinopteri, Gadiformes, Gadidae. The transcript is spliced from 6 exons. Bases 75 to 863 code for a protein of 262 amino acids. The record is from RefSeq and is a predicted model, not a curated record.